AUGGCCUCCUCAAGCGAAACAGACAUACCACAUCGACGGUGGUUAGUGGUUGGCACUGUUCUCAACAGAGUUCUCAUGCCAUAUCUCAGAAUGAAGAUUCAACAGGAAAUGAUUCCAUUUUACCAAACUCUGGUUGCAAAUUUUGGUAUAGACAAGCAAAUUUAUCGCUCUCACCAGAAAACUUUUCCUACAAGUGCGAUAAGGCUGAACUACGAAAGCAUCAACCAUAAUGCCGCCAGGUUUCGAGACCCGCGUUACUAUGACUAUCGUGUACAGGAUGAAGUUUCUUUAGCUAAGUUGUUUAUGAAGUCUUACAUGGCACAUUUCAAUGCAUUUGAUAAUUCUUUUGAUGCUUCAGCGGCUCUGGCUGUUCUUUGCUGUGCUCCACCAUUCACGUCUGCGAAGCUCACUGCUGAACGUGUGAGAUCUGAAGUGCGAAAUGCAUGGGCCCAUUGUGACGAUGUAUCAUGGACAGACGUCAAAUACGAUACAUGCUUUGAUCUAAUGAUAACCUUGGUUGAAGACCUAGGAUUUGCCCCAGCAGAAAAAGAAAAACUCCUGGGUAAUCUGCAGUUGUGGAGGGUACACGGUAAGAUACCAAUACCCAUUUUUUGAUUAUAAAGUAUAGCGUUUAACAAUAUAUGCUUCAGCUGGUGGCGCUCAGGAAUGAACCAUAGAAUUUGUGGAGAUUUACGUCCCCAGCGUCUUGUGGUGAUGUUUUUCACUUUACGCUAAUAUUCAAAUCAUUAAAAUUGGAAUUUAAAAAUAAUAUACGGUUUAGCGAAGCUGAAAAACAGAGAUCCUGCUGGGUAUUUUUCACUAGCCUUCACUUGAUUUCCCCGAAGGUUGUUGCAGAGUUUAUUUCCAGAAAUGUAGGGAUCGGUUACCAUUUGCAAAGAGGGGAUUAUCCAACUUUUUAAGCUAAAUUUUAAACAUCUGAUCGAGCAACGUUAGGUAUUCUCUGUACUGAAGAUGAUAACAUUUUAAAUUUCCGUUCGAAUUCGUUGAAUUGUAAAUUUAACUUGUUUUUCAUAGAAAUCUAGCCUUCGAAGCAAGCGUUUCCGCUCAGUUAUUAGUUUAUUGGCCACAAGGACUUAGACUACGAGUAGUCCCCCAUUUUUCCUCAGGGAUAGUAGCGCGAGCGAAACGCGAGCGCGCGUGAAAAACACCCCACGCGAGAAAAGGCGACACGCACUAUACAUUACUCCAUGACUAGUACAUUUCAGUUUGAAUUCAUCGCAUCUUUUGAAUGUAAAACAUUGAUAAUACUCACACUGGAAUGUGCUUGUCAUGGAUAUAUGUAUUGUCCGCAUUAAUUUGGAAAAAUUAGCAUAACGUCAAAACAGUGAGUGUUGUUGCGCGGAUUUUUGAGAGGUUCGUAGGAUUGGUUUGUCUUGAAAUUUCAAGGUGUUGCAGUGAAUCAAUCUUAAUGAAAGUUUCAGACAUUGUUACAUACAUUAUGAAGAUUAUGUGAAGAGAUUGAAAAAAAUCGUUCGAGUCGUUUCAGAGAUAUACAAAAAGGCGCUAAAAGUCCAAAUUUUGAAUGAAGUUGCACUUCUACAGGUGGUUACGAAACGGGUUAGGUUUUAAGAUCGCAAGAACGAAAAUACACCAAAAUUUCCAAGCAUCGAAAUAUGAUAUUAAGCAGCAUUCUGACCCUACUUAAGAAUAAUUUGAGUCAUUUAUAACGUUUUAUCAAAUAAUCUAUCACAGGUAUUGAAAAUUUAAGGUUUGAAAUAUAUUUUGGUUUUAGUCGAAUUUAAACAUACAAAAUUUUUUACCUGUCACGGAGGUUAUUUGCUAAACACUAAACUUUAAGUUCCUAGUGUUGGAUUUUUAGUAGCUGGUCUAAAUCGCGCAAAAGUAGGCGUUUAUCAAUUUGAAAGUUUUUUGUUUAUUGUUGUCUUAGUAAUAUCGAUUUUACUAAAACUUACAUUUUGACAAAUUUCAAUCUAUAGUCAAUCAUUGGUGAAAAUUUUAUAGCGAUCAGACACGGAUAAAAUCACUUUUAAAGCGAUUGAAAAAUAUCGGUAUGGCCUCUGAAAAACUAUAUCGAAACACCUUAAAUAUCAAUCUUGUCAAUAAAUGUAACCUAUUAGUAUAUAUAUCACAGCUUGUAAGGUAUCCUACAAUUCAGUCUUCUGACUGCAAAAGGGACAAUAAACCAGUGAUUUCAUUUGAUUUGAUUUGGUUUGUCCGUCAGAUCGAGUCAGCUCGCUCCUGUAUUCUGCAGUUAUGAAUUAUAUAGCGCCGGAAAUCAGUAUUAUUACUAAACGAUAUCCCGAGGUAAUUGCCUGUAUAAGUGAUUUUUCCAAAGCCUGAAAUGAAACAUCUGCCAUUCACCUCAGUUUUUAGUGCGUGCUUUAAGGUGACUCGACCCAGUAUUUUUAUAGGAACACCCUCCGUCUUUGAAUCUCUUAUACUUAAACAAAUCGAUCUGUAUUGUAAAACGAUUAUGACACACGGAUUACACUUAGACUAAACUUUUUUAUGGUAUUAUUUUUUGGGCGAUGGGAAUAAUUGUCACGUACAAUGACUUCUCGACGGUUUUAGCUCUAAAUCGAAUUUCAGCCCUGUUCGGCAUUUUCUUUUGAAAUGUGUUACCUAGUUAUUCUUUGGAUAUCUUUCUUUUGCUGUGCGAAGUUUCACAAAAAUCUAUGAGAAGAAUUUCGAGAUAUCUUGGAAUUUCUAUAAAAAGGGUAUAAAUUAUGCCUGCACUGAAGACUGGACUUAAUGCAGACAAAUUUCCUACUUUUUGGAUGUUUCCGAAAAGGCUUUGUCACUCAUUUGUUUUGCAAAUGACCUUUAUACACUCUAGAAGCCGCUGAACGCAAGCACACUUGCGCGAUUUCGAAACACAUGAAAAGGUAUGAAUCAGGGUAGAACGCAAUGCUGAGCUCUUUUUGUAAUUUCUAAGGCUACGUUCACUAAAACAGCGAUUAAAACAAAAUUCGUCGAUAGAUUUUUAAAAAUUUUUUAGUACAUUAAUUGAUCAGUGUACUAUUAAAUUCCCGAAUUUGGUGUCGAUUGAAAAAUUCUAAAGUUUGUCUAACUUAGGCGCAAAAGGGAGUGGAUAUUGAAGCGACGUCAUAUAUCUGGCUAAGUUUUUGCUCUGGGUCUUCCUAUUGUCUUGAGUUUACCUCAACAGCAAAUUCCCAUGCAGCACCCGCGAAUUUACCGCGCUUGGUUGCCCUCUGAAAUCUUUCCGAAAUAUGGUAUUAAAUGCCAUAGAAUGGGAGAAAACAAUAGCGAAAAGAAUUCAGAGGGCAACCAAGCGCGGUAAAUUCUCGCGUGCUGCAUGGGAAUUUGAUGUUGUGUAACCUUCAGCUGAAUAUCACGUCUUUUGAAGUCAACAAGAACUGUAUUUCAAAAGCAACUUUUAAAAUUCCAUGGCGGACGUGACACCCCCCCCCCCUUAAUUAAGUCAUAGCACAACUAAAGCGAAGCUCGACCAAUAAGGCGUUGUCCCUAAAAGCGCCUCUCAGCAAUAUUAACAACGCGUUACAAUUAGUAUAUUUAAAAAAUAUCAUUGAUAGGUACAUGUAUGGGGGUACCUGUCUUUCCUCCCUCAGCUCAUGCUUGUCAAUAAUUGGCGACCAGGAAAGUCCAUUUAUGGCAUGAUUUCCAGUGUCGGUCAGAGCUGUCUGCCAAAUCGGUCGAUUCUUAGAAUCCACCCUCCAUUUUCAUGCAAUUUGAAUCAAAACCUCUUCCAGAGGAGUAUUCAUUUUUUUUCUUUUUACCGGUCUAGUCGUUCAGUUUAGACUGAUGGUAAUUGAGUACAGGUUUACUCGUAAGAUUUGUUAAUGGCCUAAUGACUGCUUGUCUGUUCUCUUUCUGCGUAGGAGUAGAAUUCUGUGUUGGUAAGCCCCUUGACGACUCUUUCCUUCAUGUGAUACGCGAUGAAGUUCAAGCGCUUUCUGGGUCAUUACCUGAUUGGCUAGAAAAAACAAAUAGCGAUAUAAAGCAAGUACGCGACAUGCUAAAGUGUGAGUUUGACAAAAUUCAAGCAAUGUUUAAUGAAGUGAUCAGAGGCGGGCACGAAAAAGCACUGACAAACCAAGAGCUGGGACCGGAAGUGUUUGAUGCGCCAGAUCGAAACAAGUGGUUUACAGGAAGACAAAUAGAAAUAGAAUCGCUUGAAAGGUGCCUUGCUUUGAAAAACAGCGACCACUACUUUAGAAUGGCGGCUAUUUGUGGCCUUGGUGGAUGUGGAAAAACGACUUUGGCAGCUCAAUUUGCUUGGAAACAUAAACCAGAAUACGAGGGAGGUGUAUUUUGGCUCUCAAUGGAGGAUGAGGAGAAGUUUGGCAGCUGUGUUAAUGACCUGGCUUUACGUUUAGGACUGAUGGCAGAUUCGUCAGAUUAUACACUGUCAAAAAUUCUUUCGUUUAUAUCCCAUCAAAAAAAGCGCUGGCUAAUGGUACUUGACAACGUCGACCAACCACAACUUUCUGAUUACAUGGUUAAAGUUUUGUCUGGAAGAUGGAAAAGAGAGUCAAAUGGCCACAUGAUAAUAACAACAAGACGGGAAAGAAAAGAAAUUUGUCAGUGGAUAGAUCUUGAGCCACAUUGUUGUGUAGAAGUCUUCUCUUUUUCUACCCAAGAAGCAAAAAAUUUUCUUUUAACUCGUGCUGGUGGUAACAAUGCUGCAGGCCAAGAGAAUGAGCUAGAUGAGCUGGUGGUUGAGCUUGGCUGUCUUCCCCUUGCUUUAGAGCAGGCUGGUGCGCAUAUCCGAUCGCUUCAGUGCCCUUUAAGUAAAUAUCUGGAGCAGUACAAACGCGAACGGUUACAGUUGUUGAGCGAGCAUCAAGCAAAUCCCUCAUGGGAAUACGAGUCUCGAAGUCGUCUUUCAGUCCACACUACAUGGCUAUUAAACUUUGAGUAUGUGAAGACCUCAAAGUAUGGAGAAAUAGCAACCAGAUUUGUACAUGCAGCUGCUUUCUUUGAUCCGGAUGAAAUAUACGAAGGACUUAUUAAUGCGGAGCUUCUUUCUCGUGACGUUCUAGAUGAAAAAGAAAGGGAACUCCCUCUUACGAAUAGCCUCAUAGUAGAAGUUUUGACCAAGUUUUCACUUUUCCAGAGAAAGUCUGUUGGAUUUAUUAGGAUACAUCGCGUGGUGCAGGAAGUCAUUCGUGGAACAAUGAAAUCUGAAGAAAUCACAAAGGCAAUGCGCACUUCAUUUCAGUUGAUAAAGAACGCCGCUUCGCUGAACAGUGAAUCGUCGACAGAUAAAUCUGUUUUCUCCACUAUCCGUCACUGGCUGUCAUUAAAGAGACAUAUAGCGUACCAUUUAUCUCAUUUUGGACAUAAACUGGAUGUCUCACUGACUAACGAACUGACGAGAUUAGUAGAAGAAGGUGCGGGAGAAAUAGUGUUCGCAAUCACUCAAACUUUAGAAAGUUCAAAGCAAACUCCCGAAAAUAAUCGUAGAUUAUCUGCGUUGGUCGAUGGCGAUUACGGCAAGUAUCUA
Molecule: messenger RNA, 5470 nt
Organism: Porites evermanni
Lineage: Eukaryota; Metazoa; Cnidaria; Anthozoa; Scleractinia; Poritidae
Source: the annotation of a GenBank genome assembly